Messenger RNA from Pimephales promelas (fathead minnow), 820 nucleotides. The record is from RefSeq and is a predicted model, not a curated record. NCBI's taxonomy places the organism in Eukaryota, Metazoa, Chordata, Actinopteri, Cypriniformes, Leuciscidae.
AUGAAGGAAUCUGCUACGACUGAGCAGUGGUUUCUACAAAAAUCGUUUGAGCUGAUCAAUAAAGAAAAAGUACUUUGUGUCUCUUUUUUAUAUUUAGCAUCACUGCCCGAGCCCAGAUGGUCCACUCCACCAUAUUACUGGACCACUAGUGAAUCAUCUUCUAUCUCGCCUUUCAUAACAACUCAACAUCCAUGGCCAGGAUCAUCUUCAAAGCCCUGUGGAUACUGGUACAAUAAACCAUGUUAUUGGGCCAUUACUCAACCCAGCCACACGAGCACAACACAUUACCAGACUCAACUCAGCCACACGAGCACAACACAUUACCAGAGACAGACUCGACCCCCGUACAGGAGGAGACUGUAUGUCCAGACGCCAAGUAAGCCAGCAGAUGCCCCAGAGCCCAACAUCGCAGUGUACCGGCAGAUGCAGGACAGAGAGCAUGUGAUAGUGAUGUGUUCGUUUGGCAGGAGGUUCAUUGAGAGCUCUUUCCAGCUGUCAGUGGAGGGUGAACACAACUACACACUGAAGUGCCCACUGUGUUAUUCAAAUGAAAAGUGUGUGUUUGAUGUGAAAGUGAGUCCACCUGUUUCCUUCACCUGUGUGCACGAGAUUAAUUCUGUGGUGAACCGUCGCAGUGAGACUUACACCUACAGCCCAUAUGGUAAAACAACCUGAGAAUACACAUUUUAGGCUUACUAUUAAGAAAUGUGCAUUGUGCAAAAAAGAAGCACCCCAAAUAAAGAAUAAUUAUCAGUAUAUUUCUAUCAGUAAGUAUCAAGUGAUAUGUCAGUAAAUAUGUUCGUAAAACAUAAAUAUAUUC